Messenger RNA from Plasmodium vivax (malaria parasite P. vivax), 2709 nucleotides. Its product is annotated as merozoite surface protein 3 gamma (MSP3g), putative. Lineage: Eukaryota; Apicomplexa; Aconoidasida; Haemosporida; Plasmodiidae. The transcript has a single exon. Bases 1 to 2709 code for a protein of 902 amino acids. The record is from RefSeq and is a predicted model, not a curated record.
AUGAGGCAAUUUUUUGGCACCACCAUUUUGGUACUCUUCUUAAACUUAUAUGUUUUACAAACUAAUGUGGUCAGUAACGAAAAUGUGAAUUUGAAAAAUCCCAAUUUGAGGAACGGCUGGGCAGGUAAAAAUCUCGCCCUGCAGGAUGAGCAAAGCGGUAUAGACGCAGAAGACGGCGGUGAAGAGAACACAUGUGAAGGCCAAAGCGAAUUGCUACAAAAAUCAGAAGCACAGGUGCAAACGCAAGGACAAGAAAUCAAGGCAACAGGGGAAUCAGAUGAUCCCAAAAAAAAAAAAAGUCCAAUUGAAAAAGCUAACGAAGCAAAAGAUAAUGCUCUAAAGGAACAAGAAGGAGCAGAAGCUGAAGUGAAAAAAAUAGAAGAAGCAGAAAAAAAAGUUGAAGGAGCAGAAGAAGGAAUAAAAAAUGCAGUGAAAAAAGCAAAAGAAGCAGCAGAAUUUGCAAAGAAUACAGCAACAGAAAAGGCAAAAAAAGCAAAAGAAAAAGCAGGGGAAAUAACAACUGCAUCAGCUAGUAUGGCAAGUUUCCACGCAAUUGUUGCUGAAAUGGCAAAAGAUGUUGCAAAGGCAGCAAAUGAAAAUGCUAAAAAGGCAGCCAGAAUAGCAACUCAUGUUGCAAAGGCAUAUGAAGCGAAAAAAGAAGCAGAAGAGGCUAAGACAAAGGCAGAAGAGGCUAAGAAAGAAGCAGAAAAGGCUCAGACAGAAGUAGAAGCGGCUAAGAAAGAAGCAGAAAAGGUUAUGGCAGAAGCAGAAAAGGCUAUGGCUGAAGCAAAUGAUGCAGCCCAAAAAUUAGUGGAAAAACCUGAAGGCAAAAAAACAGAAGAAAUGGAAUGGCUCGAAGAAGUGAAGAAGAAAGUAGACGAAGCAAUCGUAGAGAUACAGAAAUCGUUAGACACUGCAACACAAAAUGCAACAGCCGCCGGAAGUAAUGCAACUAAAGCUGCUACUGAAGCAAAUAAUGCAAUUCCAAACGAAGCAAAGACAGACAAAGAAAUGAAAGACAAUGCAAUAAUAAAGGAAGCAAAUGUAAAAGAUGUAGAAGAUACUGCUAACGAAGCAAUAAAAGCAGCGGAACAAGCCAAGAAAUCAAAAGCAAAAGCAGAAAUACUAGCAGGAAAAGCAAAAAUUCAAGUCGCAUUGGAAAUCGCAAAAAUAGCAGCAAAGGUAACUGGGCAAGCAAAAAAUGGGAUAGAUGAAUUAGCAAAAAUGGCAACAUCAGCAAAUACUCUUAAAAAAACAUCAACAGAAAAGGCAACUGAAGCAAGUAAAAAGGCAAAAGAAAUAGAAGCUUUAUUAAAAAAAAUAGAAGACAUAGCAAAGGAAGAAGAUAACCUAGUAGGAAAAGAGGAGGAAGCUAAAAAAAAAGUGCAGGAGGCGACCGAAGCAAAACAAGUAGCAAUAAAAGCAAAAGCAGAAGCAGAAAUAGCGGUAUUAGUUGCACGAGUGCAUCUAGCGAAACAAGAAGUAACCAGGUUAGUACAGUUAGCUGAUGAAGAGAAAAAUAAAGCAAAAAAAGCAGCAGAAACAGCAGAAAAUGCGAAAAACGCAGCAGAAAAAGUAUCAGAUAAAGUAUCUAAAAAUGUAAAAAAUGCAUCCGAAAUACUAGCGGCUGUAGAAUCUGCAAAAACGGAAGCACAAACUGCGAAAACAGAAGGAAAAAAUGCUGAAAUGGAAGCAGCAGACGCAGUAGAAGAAGCAUUAAUGUUAGAAUAUCUGUUAUCAAAGGCAACAGAUGCAGCCAAUAAAGCAAAAGAAGCAAAUGGAGAUAAUAUAACAAGUACAUUGGAAACAGCACAACAAGAUGCAUUAAAAACGCUGGGACAAGCCGACCACAUAGCAAUGGAAACAUUCAAUCUAACGCAGAAAGCAAUAGAAGCUUCUAAAAAGGCACAAAAAGCAGCAGAAGUAGCAAAAGCAGAAGCAGCAAAAGCAGAAGCAUAUAAAGCAAUAGAAGAAGUAAAAAAAGAGGAACAAAAAAUAAAACAAUUAGUUGCAAAAGCAAAGGAAUCCAAAGCAACAGAAGAAGUAAAAGCAGCUGAAGCGGCAGAGAAGGUAGCAAAAGCUGAAGUAGAUAAAGCAACAAGUGAAGCAGAAAAGGCAAAAACUGCAGCAGGUGAGGCAAAAAAUGCAAGUACACUGGAAGCAGCCAAAGCAAAAGCAAUGAACGCAAUAAACGCAUUAAAAGAAGCAAGAACGUCGAUAUAUAAAACAGAAUAUGAAUACUUGAAACUGAUAAAGCAAGACGUAUUAGAACCAUUGAAAGUAUCUACAGAGGCAAGUGAUAACGUAUUCGAUAAAAAUGAACAGGUGGCACAGGAAGUCGAAGAUCGGGGAAGUGAAGAAAACGAUGCUGCAGAGGAAGACGCAGCACCAUCAGACGUUGAAGAAGAUGAAGGAGAGUUGGAAGAUGAAGAAGAGGAAGAAGAGGAAGUAGAACAACUAGAACAACCACAGGAACAGCAAACUGAUGCGAGCUCAAAAGAUAAGGGCACAGCCGAAACGCAAAAAAGCGAAGACGUGUUAGAUGACGAGGGGGCCCAUAAAUUACUUGCAGGGGAGCUUAACACUGCUAACAAAAGCAAUAAUGCAGAAAACGCCCUCUUCAAAACGGUGUUUGAUGAGGUCAGAGAUGAUACUAUCCAAAAUUUAAAGCAAGACGUGGGCCAGUUUUUUAAAGGUAAAGAAAAAUGA